This is a messenger RNA of Caenorhabditis angaria, 1947 nucleotides long. The record is from the annotation of a GenBank genome assembly. NCBI's taxonomy places the organism in Eukaryota, Metazoa, Nematoda, Chromadorea, Rhabditida, Rhabditidae.
AUGUCGUAUGCUCAUCUUUUUGAAAAUUUUGAAAAUAUUCUUGAACCAAAAGAAUGUGAAUUAAAAGGUGAGUUGAGUUAACUUUUCUUGGUUUGAAAUUCGAAUUUCGAAAUUUUAAGGUUCGGUUCCGGAAUAUUUGAAAGGAACAAUGGUUAGAAAUGGACCUGGGAUGUUUGAAAUUGGUGAUUCAAAAUAUAAUCAUUGGUUUGAUGGAUUAGCUUAUAUGCAGAGUUAUAACUUCGAAAAUGGCAAGGUAUGUCAAUGUUUCCAGAAAACAAACAUAACAUUUCAUUUUUCAGAUGUUUUACUCGGCAAGAUUUCUCGAGUCAGAAACAUAUAAAACAAAUAUGUCAAAAAAUAGAAUUGUUAUGGGAAGUUUUGGAACAGCUGAAUUUCCUGAUCCAUGCAAAACUAUUUUUCAAAGGUAAAUGAAUUACACAAACUACAAUAAAUUUAAUCCGAUAUUCCAGAUUUUUCUCAUAUUUCUUCCCAAAUAAAGAAACUGAAAAACAUGAUAAUGCAAAUGUUUUCUUUGCUCCAAUCGGAGAUCAAUUGUUUGCUUGUACAGAAACACCACAUAUGUUGAGAGUUGAUCCAGAAACAUUGGAAACCAAGGAAAAAUUUGAUUUUUCAAAAUUAGUUGCUCUUCAUACUUGCACCGCACAUCAUUGUUUUGAUGAAGAAGGAAAUAUUUAUAAUGUUGGAGCGAGAUUUGGUCCAGAUUCUUCACAUGUUUUCACAGUUACUAAAAAUCCACAACCAAAUUCUGAACAACCUUGGGAAAAUACUACAAAAAUUGGGGAAGUUCGAUGUUCCGAUGUUUUCAAUCCAACAUAUAUGCAUUCAUUUGGAAUGUCGAAAAAUCAUAUGAUUAUGUUUGAAUCACCAGUUCGAUUUAAUCUCAAAAAAUUCUUGAUGAAAAAAAUACUCUCGAUAAGUUAUAGAGAUUGUAUUUAUUGGGAUGCAACUAAAAAUGUCAAUGUGUUUAUUUUGAGCAAAACAACUGGACAAAAACUUGAGUUGAAAAUCACUGUCGAUCCAUUUUUCACGUUUCAUCAUGCAAAUACUUUUGAAAAAGAUGGAUUUCUUGUUGUUGAUUACUGUAGAAUUGAAGAAUCUGGUAACUUUGAAGCGCUUCUUAUUGAAAAUAUGAAAACUGGAGCUUUCAAAAACGUAAGUAAUUCUUCAAGAAUUCUGAAAUUCAUAAGUACAACGUUUUCAGAAUCCGAGAUUCCUUCCAUUCUUUUCUCGUUUGGUUAUUCCAUUAGAAAUUCCGAAAAGCGCAGAAAUUGGAAGUAAUAUUUUGAAGGAUUUGGCUUGGGCUAAUGGAUGUUCAGCUAUUUUGAAAGAAGAUGGAAGUAUUCAUUUGAAAGAAAAAAGACUUUGUGAAACAUGUGAGUUGAGAAAAAUUUACCUCUCAAUUUUAUAGUCAGAAAUUACGCGCAUCUUAUUUUCUGAAAUAGUUAUCAUUACUUAAAUUCCUUCUGAUUAUUUUUAGCAAUGGAAUUCCCAAGAUAUUCGGAAAAAGUCAACUCAAAAGAAUAUAAAUAUUGUUACGGUUCAAGUGUUUUGGGAGAAAGACAAUCUGAAGAUCUUGUUGGAGUUAUCAAAGUAAAUGUUGAAACAUGUGAAAGUCUCAUUUGGAGAAGAGAAAAUCAGAAUCAAUUGUGUGGAGAACCAAUAUUUGUUGCUGAUCCAAAUGGAAAAUUGGAAGAUGAUGGUUAGUUUGUUUUUUCAAACAAACUUGAUCAAAUUUCUUAAAAAAUAUAUUUGUUUAAUAUUUCAGGUUGUCUCAUUGUUCCAGUUAUGACAAUUGAUCCAUCAGAACAUCCAUAUGUUGUUAUUUUGAAUGCUAAAAAUCUUGAAGAACUUGGUCGAUUUGUUAUUCCUGAACAACGAAUUCCUCUAGGUUUCCAUGCUUUAUACAUGUCAAGAGGUGGCUUGUAA